AUGAGCAGGCCGCAUUCCUAUAUCUCCUUCUGCUGGAUUUAUUUUGCUGCUUCAGGACUGAGAGCUGUAGAAACAGCAGAUGGAAAAUACGCUCAGAAAUUGUUCAGUGACCUUUUUGAAGAUUAUUCCAAUGCUCUGCGUCCAGUGGAAGAUACAGAUAAAGUUCUCAAUGUCACACUGCAGAUUACACUUUCUCAGAUAAAGGAUAUGGAUGAAAGAAACCAAAUUCUGACUGUAUACCUGUGGAUCCGCCAGAUCUGGUAUGAUGCCUAUCUCACAUGGGAUCGAGACCAGUACGACGGGCUGGACUCCAUCAGGAUUCCCAGUGACCUGGUGUGGAGGCCAGACAUUGUCCUGUACAACAAGGCUGACGAUGAGUCUUCGGAGCCCGUGAAUACCAAUGUGGUCCUGCGAUAUGACGGGCUUAUUACUUGGGAUGCUCCAGCCAUCACCAAAAGCUCCUGCGUGGUGGACGUGACCUACUUCCCCUUUGAUAACCAGCAGUGCAACCUGACCUUUGGUUCCUGGACCUACAACGGCAAUCAGGUGGACAUAUUCAAUGCCCUGGACAGCGGCGAUCUCUCGGACUUCAUCGAAGAUGUGGAAUGGGAGGUCCACGGCAUGCCAGCUGUGAAGAAUGUCAUCUCCUAUGGCUGCUGCUCGGAGCCAUACCCAGAUGUGACCUUCACGCUCCUUCUGAAGAGAAGGUCCUCCUUCUACAUUGUCAACCUCCUCAUCCCCUGCGUCCUCAUAUCUUUCCUGGCUCCCUUGAGUUUUUAUCUCCCAGCAGCCUCGGGAGAGAAGGUGUCUCUGGGGGUGACCAUUCUGUUGGCCAUGACUGUGUUUCAGCUGAUGGUGGCGGAGAUCAUGCCGGCCUCAGAAAACGUCCCUCUGAUAGGUAAAUACUACAUAGCCACGAUGGCGCUGAUCACAGCCUCCACGGCGCUGACCAUCAUGGUGAUGAACAUCCACUUCUGUGGGGCUGAGGCCCAGCCAGUGCCGCACUGGGCCAGGGUGGUCAUCCUGAAACACAUGGCCAGGAUCCUGUUUGUCUACGAUGUAGGUGAGAGCUGCCUGAGCCCACGCCCCAGUCAGGAGCCCGAUCACCUCACCAAGGUUUAUGGCACACUCCCGGCAUCCCACUUGCAAAUAGCUGGGCACAAGGAAAUGAGCAGACUCUUAAAGAAUGACCUGGGUUCUCAGAGCGGGGCGCCCCAGGACGCUGAUGGUUACUGUGCCCGCUACGAACUGCUGACGAGAAACAUUCAGUACAUUGCCAAGUGCCUCAAAGACCACAAGGCCACCAACUCCAAGGGCAGUGAGUGGAAGAAAGUUGCCAAAGUCAUAGACCGCUUCUUCAUGUGGGUUUUUUUCAUUAUGGUAUUUGUGAUGACUAUUUUGAUCAUCGCAAGAGCAGAUUAG
Messenger RNA from Jaculus jaculus (lesser Egyptian jerboa), 1422 nucleotides. RefSeq names its product cholinergic receptor nicotinic alpha 9 subunit (gene Chrna9). Gene Ontology annotation, biological process: monoatomic ion transmembrane transport; nervous system process; signal transduction. Lineage: Eukaryota; Metazoa; Chordata; Mammalia; Rodentia; Dipodidae. The record is from RefSeq and is a predicted model, not a curated record. Gene Ontology annotation, cellular component: neuron projection; postsynaptic membrane; synapse. The transcript has 5 exons. Bases 1 to 1422 code for a protein of 473 amino acids. Gene Ontology annotation, molecular function: transmembrane signaling receptor activity; acetylcholine-gated monoatomic cation-selective channel activity.